AUGAGCAACAAUGACACUACAAAGAAGCAAACGGAGAGCAUCAAAGAACCAACAGAGGAUGAGAAGCAAACAAAGGCAGAUGAAGCUAAGGAGCAAUUUGUGAUGCCAAAUAAAAGCACCAAAGAGAAGGACAAUCAGCCACAGAGGUCAAGGGAAAUGACUCAGGAAACCGUGUUACUCACCGAGGAAUGCAGUGCUGUGAUUCAACGGGGCAUUCCACCAAAACUCAAGGAUCCGGGAGGCUUUGUAGUAUCGUGCACUAUUGGCAAAACAAUUCUCAACAAAGCUCUCUGUGACCUUGGGGCCAGCAUCAAUUUAAUGCCUCUUUCAAUGAUGAGAAAGCUUGAUAUAGAAGAGCUUAAGCCCACCAGGAUGUCAUUAGUUAUGGCUGACAGAUCCAUCAAGACACCCAAUGGAAUUGUGGAGAAUCUGUUGGUGAAGAUUGGGGAAUUUAUCUUCCCAGCAGAUUUUGUGAUUUUGGAUACUGAAGAGGAAGGAAGCGACUCAAUCAUUCUAGGAAGGCCAUUUCUACACACAGCAAGAGCCAUCAUUGAUGUAGAAAAAGGGGAAAUGAUCUUCAGAGUCCAUAAUGAACAAAUGAUCAUAAAUGUUUUCAAGUCAAUGCAAACAUUCCGGAGCAAGAGGACUACGUAA
Arachis stenosperma is the source of this 654-nucleotide messenger RNA. RefSeq lists its product as uncharacterized. The transcript is spliced from 2 exons. The coding region runs from base 1 to 654 and encodes 217 amino acids. NCBI's taxonomy places the organism in Eukaryota, Viridiplantae, Streptophyta, Magnoliopsida, Fabales, Fabaceae. The record is from RefSeq and is a predicted model, not a curated record.